Messenger RNA from Amborella trichopoda, 2059 nucleotides. Its product is annotated as receptor-like cytosolic serine/threonine-protein kinase RBK1. The record is from RefSeq and is a predicted model, not a curated record. Lineage: Eukaryota; Viridiplantae; Streptophyta; Magnoliopsida; Amborellales; Amborellaceae. Gene Ontology annotation, biological process: protein phosphorylation. Gene Ontology annotation, molecular function: ATP binding; protein kinase activity.
AUCCUAUGUGUGACACAAGAUAGUUUUGAGAAUAUUUGUAUUUGAAAUCUCUCUCUUCUCUCUUGUUUUGUCUCUCACUCAAUCUCUUAUUCUUUCCCAAUCUAUGAAGCUUUCUCAAUGUCCAACAAAUGAAAGAUAGAUAAGCACUAGUCCUUCUGCAGUUUCCCAGUUUUGUUCAAAGCUCUCUGUAAUUCCAAUGGUUUCACAACCAAUGGAAUCUGAUGAAAAUAAGAGUUCUGCUGCAGAUUUUGCACAUUCAAUUCAGUUUCUAAUACGAUACAAUCUGAUGAAGGGUUGGAAGAAAAUGGAAAACCGUGAGAAGGACCGAGAAAAAACAGAGGAUUCGUCUCACAAAACCGAGACAAUUUCAGAAAAGGAAAGCUAUGAGAAAGACCAGGAGAAAACGGAGAAUUCAUCUCACAAAACCAAAACAAAUUCAGAAAUGGAGAACCAUGCAAAGGACCAAGAAGAAACACAGGAUUCAUCUCCCAAAACUUACAAGAAUACAGACCAGAGCUCCCCUCGAGGGGUCCUUGAAAUCCCAGUUUUAGGCCUUGAUUCUGAUAGCAAUAGUAGCAGUAGCAGCAACAGAGAUACAGAAACUUCAAUCGCCAUUAAAACUCCAACUUCAGAGCACCAUGGAUUACAGUGGAGGUCUCUGGUUAAUGCUUUAAAGCAUAAAUCGAUGAGAAAGUUCUCUACCUUUCCACCAUUCGGAGGAAAGAGGAAUUGGGUUCGAAUCAGAGACACAGAGGAGAAAGAAGAGCUCCCUGUUUUGAGGCCUCAGGCUUCAUGGAGAUGCUUUGAUCAUGAAGAACUCAUGUCUGCUACUAACAAUUUCAGUUCAGAGAAUUUGAUAGGAAAGGGGGGGCAUGCAGAAGUUUACAAAGGAAUCUUAGUAGAUGGACAACUUGUAGCUGUUAAGAGGUUAAUAAAGAGGGAGAGAGAGGAUGAGAGGAUUGGAGAUUUCUUAUCGGAGUUGGGGAUCAUUGCACACAUAAACCAUCCAAAUGCGGCGCAUUUGAUAGGGUUUGGUGUCGAAGGAGGGCUUCACCUUGUUCUACAGUUCUCCCCUCAUGGCAGCUUAUCGUCUGUGCUUCACGAAGAGAAUAUUAAAAUUUCAGGUACUAAUCAAGAGCUAGAAUGGGGGAUAAGGUACAAGAUAGCCUUGGGGAUAGCAGAGGGGUUGAUGUACCUUCAUGAAGGCUGCCAUAGAAGGAUCAUUCACAGGGAUAUUAAGGCAUCUAAUAUCUUGCUUGCUCAAGAUUUUCAACCACAGAUUUCAGAUUUUGGGUUGGCAAAGUGGCUGCCUGAUCAGUGGACCCACCAUGUAGUUUCUCCCAUCGAAGGCACAUUCGGGUACCUUGCACCUGAAUACUUCAUGCAUGGCAUCGUUGACGAGAAAACAGAUGUGUUUGCAUUUGGUGUUCUUCUACUCGAGCUCAUCACUGGGCGACGGGCCGUCGAUUCUUGUCUGCAGAGCCUCGUGAUGUGGGCAAAGCCAUUGCUAGAUGCAAAGAAAAUGAAGGAAUUGGCGGAUCCCAGACUUGGGGAUACCUACAACACUCGGCAAAUGGGAUACAUAAUGUUUACUGCCUCGUUGUGUGUCCACCAUUUAGCAAUAUCACGACCACGCAUGAAUCAGGUGGUGAGGCUCCUAAAGGGUAAGGAUCUGAUGGCCGAGACAUUUGUUCAACAACCAAAGACAUUGGUUGGGAGCCAACUCUUUCUUGACGGAGAUGACUAUACGUCAUCACGGUACUUGAGCGACCUCAAUCGCUACAAGCAACUUGCUCUUGAAACCUAAAUGCAUAUAGAGUUUCUCUCUUUCAAAUUUAUGUGAAAAGAUAGUCUUUUUGAGAAUCUUUUCUGAAUUCUGUUAACGUUUUCUGACGUGAGAAGGAAGUCACCUUGUGACAAUGAGUUGUAUAUCUGAGAUUUUCCUGCAAUUGCAAAUUGAUGUAAGAAGCAAGUCAUCUUGUGACAAUCCCUUGUUGAAUUGUAUGUAUUAAGGUUUUCUUACAAUUGCAAAUUGAUGCAAGAAGUCAUAUUGUGUGCC